Neocloeon triangulifer is the source of this 4612-nucleotide messenger RNA. Its product is annotated as carboxylesterase 5A. Gene Ontology annotation, biological process: presynaptic membrane assembly; modulation of chemical synaptic transmission; synaptic vesicle endocytosis. The transcript has 6 exons. The coding region runs from base 1679 to 3592 and encodes 637 amino acids. Gene Ontology annotation, molecular function: neurexin family protein binding; signaling receptor activity. Lineage: Eukaryota; Metazoa; Arthropoda; Insecta; Ephemeroptera; Baetidae. The record is from RefSeq and is a predicted model, not a curated record. Gene Ontology annotation, cellular component: synapse; cell surface; postsynaptic membrane.
AAGCAGCAUGUCAGCUCCAUUGGCGAGAGGUAAUAAAGUAUCUCGCGGAGACUUUUGGUCAGUUUGCCAAGGACUAAGGUCAACGACUAGCAUAUUCAAAUUAGCCGUUCGUGCCGACGAGUGCGAGCGAACGGAGAAAGAACCACGGAGAGCGUUCACCCUUACCAAGUCUGCGAUACAUAUUAUUUGAGUUGUGAAUUCUCGAGCGCCCCUCGUCGCCUGACUGUUUCUAUAAGGUUUUUUUGCGAGAGAGCUUUGGUCAGCAGCAAGGUCAUUAAUUUUCUAAACCCUUUAUUACUUGACAAAAGAAAAUGCAAAUUUAAAAGGUCAAGAUUAAGUCAUGACAUGAAAUUUCAAAAGGUGAAGGUGAAAAUUUUUAAAUAUAUUUUUUAAUAUUUUUAUUAAGUAUUUUUAGAGCCAGAAAUUUUUACAAUUUGAAAAUUUAUUAGAUUUUCUUAAAAGCAAUCCGCAUAUUUUGUUUUAAGAAAAUUAGUUAAAUUGUGCUUUUUCUUUUAAAUGAAACAACCAAAUCAAAAGUUUCUUUUAUAAUUUUUUUUUACAAAAUUUAGCUUUGAAAAAAAAUAAUUUCACAAUUAAAGUUUUUCCCUUUCUGUUAAACUACGCCCUGACACAGAUUAACAACUCUGCCUGGCUUCGAUAAAAAACUGAACACGUGCUGUGCACAUCAAAUGCAUCGCGUUCAGUAAAACUCAGUCAGCACUAAUUGCAGCCACAUCAACCAACAUAAUUGCAACUGUCACGUUUCCGUGCGAAAAGCCUAUAGCACCACCCUAUGCUGUUCUGCGGGUUGCAUAGCCGACCGAUUCGCAGGCGCCCCGAAGUAAGGAGAGUGAGCUCGCGUUUCCUUAAUGAGAACUGAGCGUGUGUUACCUACUUUCUUGCAAUGCGCCUCCAACCGACACCCUCAUGACGCCGUCGAUCACGGCGAUAAUUUCAUUUCGAAAACAGCACCGACACUCAUUGCCCCUCGGACAUAUAAAAACUUCUAGGAAUAUCAGAUGAGUCGCCCAAUGAGAGCCAAGGUUGGGAAACGAAUAAAUGUGACUCGAGGUGACCUAACUGCGCGAUAAUGAAUAAUGCAUUUGUCUUGAUGAUUUGUAUAUUUUGAUCAGUAAAAACGUCAUUUUUUCACCAUUCACUAUUUUUUCUAAUUAAUUUAAUAAGCACCUACAAGUUGAUAAUACGUCGAUACUUUUACAAGUUUGAAGUUAAUUUUUUUACCAGAUUUUUGUUUCAUAAAAAUAUCCUCUUUUUGUGUGAAGUUUCAUUUUAUUGCUAGACUUGAUAUAUUUUUCAUUGAUUUUAUCCAUUCUUAAUUAAUUGAUUGAAAAUAACCCAGUUAAACGAUGGCGUUCAUCGUCGAACGACAGAUUAGCCCACCUCUGGAAGAUAGGAAUGUCAAGGUGGAAUUGUCACGAGCGGCGGCUCUUGACUCAAUUCCACGCGAAGAGCCAAAUACAUCUGAUCGAAAUUGUGACGUGUGCAAUUCAAACGCAUUUAUACCCACAACCCAUCCGUUUGCACCAAUGUUUCCGUGACAAAGCCGGCGGUCGGAGAAACCCGCGUGCUACAUUUGGGUCUGCAGUCACGCGGCGGAUUGCACGGAGAGGGAUGAGAAAGAGAGCGCUGGCCAGAGGGUUUGGCUGCCCUUGUUUCCAUGGAGUUGAAAGCCUCCCCUCUAAAACAAAAGUCUGGCAAGAAGCUCGCUCGGCUCCUCGAGUCAGUCACGAUGCUGGCGCCAACCCUUGUGCUGGUCUUGCUCGGGGUGGGUUUGGGGGCUCGGCCACGCGAGCCCCCCGUCGUCGCCGUGCCGGGGCAGGGGCCCGUGGCGGGGGUCGAGGUGGCGAUUUCGCGCUCGCAGAAGGGCUCCCUCUACCUGGCCAUCCCGUUUGCCCAACCACCCUUGGAGGACCUCCGCUUUGCACCUCCGCAGACCGACCCUUUGCCGACGUGGACGGAAAAAAGGACCCCCACCGGACCGGCCCCUGCCUGCCCCCAGACGGGAGAGGUCGAGUACGAGAAAUUGGCCACCUCGCUCUUCGGAGCGCCAAUUGCUGACCAGAGCGAGGACUGUCUGUACCUGAACGUCCUAGUGCCAGAUGGAAAUCCGCCAGGUGAUGGAUGGCCCGUAAUGGUUUGGUUCCACCCCGGAAUGUUUCAGGCCGGAUUCGCCACACAGUGGGACGCUUCAGCUAUGGCCAUCAAGCACAAGAUGAUCGUGGUGACCGCGGCGUACCGGCUGAACAUCCUCGGUUUCCUCACCACCCUGGACUCGAACUGUCCCGGCAACUUCGGUCUGCACGACCAGGUCGCCGCCCUGGACUGGGUGAACGGCAAAAUCUCGGCGUUCGGCGGCUCCGUCAACAACAUCACCAUCAUGGGCUACGGGUCUGGUGGUGUUAGCGUCGGCCUCCACCUGAUGUCACCGUUGUCUGAGGGCAAAUUCCAGAAGGCGAUCGCGAUGAGCGGGAACGCCCUCGUGCCCUGGGCCGUCAAGAAGUACGAGACGGAGAAAAUGAAGCUGCCCAUGGUGGCCGAGAGCUACGGAUGUCCCAAGUCGACCGCCACCAACUCGGCCAAGUUGCUCGAGUGUCUGCGAAAGAUCGACGCCACGACCCUGGCCAAAACAGCCUCGGAAAUUGGAAUGUGGGGACCCGUGGUUGAUGGUCCGUUUGCAAACACCAGUUUCCUUCCGCACUACCCUGUAGACAUGCUGAGGGAAAACAAGGCCAAGACCAUGGUGCCUCUGAUGCUGGGCUACACGAAUAUGGAGGAGGCAAUGGUCUUUGCCGCCAUGAACAUGGACAAGGGGCUUGACCGGGGUCAGUUUGAGGCCACCAUGCUCGAGCACAUCUCCUCCGAACUCAACGACGCCAACAUGACCUGCACCAACGAGCAGUCCAUCCUGGACUCUGUACUUUUCUACUACAGUCCGCAGCCGAUGGGCGACGACUCGAUGGCCUUGAGGCAGCGGCUGAUGGACUACGCCGUGGAGAAGAAAUAUGCCUCUGGAGCUUAUUUGCAAGCAGUCCACAACAGUAGACACAGCCCGACCUAUUUAUACCGUUUCGACUACAAGAUGAAAACCAACCUGGUGGACGCCGUCCCUGACUGGGCAGACGUGCCUCACCUCUUCGACCUUCCCUUUGUCUGGGGCAUGCCCUACUGGCCACCUGCCGUCACACAGCAGAAAAUUGUUUGGAACAGUGCAGACAAGAAGAUCACCGAUGUCAUCAUGACUCUGUGGGCCAAUUUUGUCCGGACGGCCAACCCUGUUCACGCGGGGGUGGUGGUCAAGUGGGAGGCCUUUGCGGAGGACAGUCCAAGCAUCCUGCUGGUGGACACCAAGUUCAAUAUCAGCGACGCCAACAACUUCGACUACCGUUCCUUUUCCUUCUGGAACGACUACUACCCUAAAGUGAUGGAACACGCCUCGUCCUGCUGCAACAUCAGCAGUUCAGCCGUUCCCGUCGGACAUCAAUGGACGCCAUUUGUCCAUGGUGCCAAUCGGCUGUGGACUGUCGGACCUCUGGCAACCACCCUUCUCGCCGCCAAGUAUUUGCCAACCUGAUUAUGAGAGUAAGUACAAAUCGGUGGUGGUGCGCUGCUUGUGGGCAAUUUUAUCACAAAAACUAAAAUAAAAUUUAGGGUGAAUGUGUGAAUGAAAAUAUAAAACAAUAACUGAAAAUGUGGAGGUGCUUCAGGAAGGAGCAACAUCUCAUCCAAUCUCAUCAGGUUUAAAACAGACAAGAUCUAUAUACGUGAAAAAAUCAUGUUAUUCAAAUAUAAAAAGUUGCUUGCGUUUUUUUUUUUUUUAAUUUUUAAUUUUUGACUUUAUUUUUUAUUUAAAUAUUAAAAAUUAUUAGUUUAAUUUUCAUCAAUUUUCAAAUAUGAUCUAGAUGUUUUUAAAUGUGAGUAAACCUACUGUACACUUUUUUUUAAAUUCAAUCGAACAUGCCACUUGACAUUUAUAUACACAAACUAAGGGUCCAGGUAUGCUAAUUUUUAUUAGAAUUGAAAUAAAAAUGAAUGAAUCGUAAAAGUGUAAAAUAGCCAAUAUUUCACUAGUUGAAAUUGGAGGUGUCUUCAAGAAAUUUGUACAUAAGAAAUGAUAAUCAAAUAUUAAUGCACUACAUGAAAUUGGGAGAAACUGAAUUUUAAAUUUUAUCGGCGCACUAAUUUAUAUGAAUUGUCGCAAUCAUGCUCAAAUAAUUAGUUCAUUGAUGGUGCUUCGAUAAUUUAUAACAAUAUUAAUGUUGACCUUUAUGAAGUUUGGAUAGCAGCAAAUAAAAAUCAAUAAGGUGCAACUCUAACAUCAACAUUUCAAUAGUUUAUUUCUCUCUAGUAUUUCGUUUGCUCUCCACAGGUUUAUUUCAAUCAAUCACAAUACGCUUAAAUUUUUUACAGUUUUCACGUUAUUUGUCAAUAAAACAUCCAUAUAUUUAUUCCGCGCAAUGCUGAGAUAGUUAUCAUAAAGCUGUACAUUUUUUCAUUACAAUGCUGAGUGACAAUGUAAUAAUUAAAAAUUUUGAUUCUCUGAAGGUUAAUCAUAUAUUAAAAUCGGUGAAGUAUAUUAUAAAUAAUUGCUAAA